This is a messenger RNA of Jaculus jaculus (lesser Egyptian jerboa), 2948 nucleotides long. It is a transcript of the gene Polr3g, whose product is annotated as RNA polymerase III subunit G. NCBI's taxonomy places the organism in Eukaryota, Metazoa, Chordata, Mammalia, Rodentia, Dipodidae. Gene Ontology annotation, biological process: cell population proliferation; transcription by RNA polymerase III. The transcript is spliced from 8 exons. Bases 97 to 768 code for a protein of 223 amino acids. Gene Ontology annotation, cellular component: RNA polymerase III complex. The record is from RefSeq and is a predicted model, not a curated record.
GAAACGCGAUCGCCGCGCUCCCUGCGCGCCCCGAACGGGGAGGCGCGUUUCCUCUCCUCCGGGUAUUUGCCCAUUUUUCUGCUGGACCGGGUUCGGAUGGCUGGGAAUAAAGGAAGAGGACGGGCUGCCUACACCUUUAAUAUCGAGGCCGUUGGUUUCAGCAGGGGGGAAAAGUUACCUGAUGUGGCAUUGAAGCCACCACCCCACUUUCCUGAUGUAGAUUAUAAACCAGUGCCACUGAAAGCAGGAGAAGGCGAGGAAUACGUGCUGGCUUUGAAGCAGGAGCUGAGGGAGACAGUGAAAAGAAUGCCUUAUUUCAUUGAAACACCCGAAGAAAAGCAAGAUAUUGAAAGGUAUAGCAAAAGAUAUAUGAAGGUGUACAAAGACGAAUGGAUGCCAGAUUGGAGAAUACUUCCAAGAGAGUUGAUGCCAAAGAAAAAAUGCAAAAAAGCAAAUCCAAAAGCCAGUAAGACGAAAGGCAUAGGCAAAGGCAAUUCACUCACUAACACUGCGGAUGUGCUGAAAAAAAUCGAGGAAUUGGAAAAAAGAGGUGAUGGCGACAAAUCCGAUGAAGAAAAUGAAGAGAAAGAAGGAAGCAAAGAGAACAAUAAAGACAGCGGCGAGGACGAGGAUGAGGAUGCUGCGGACCAGGAGGAAUAUGAUGAAGAAGAGCAAGAGGAGGAAAAUGACUACAUCAAUUCGUACUUUGAGGACGGAGACGAUUUUGGCGCCAACAGUGACGACAACAUGGAUGAAGCCACCUACUAGCCUGCGGUUGUUCGGAGGACGCGGAAUCGGCUCCUAGCGCCGGGAGGGAGUGGUUUGAUUCAUGAUGAGGGAUGAGUAGAUCCUUUGUGUUCCUGUGUCUUGUUAAUACUGUUCUUUGGGAGCGGGUUUCACACUAGCCCAGGCUGACCUGGAACUCACUCUGCAGCCCAAGCUGGCCUCACAUUCAUGGCAGUCCUCCUACCUCAGCCUCCCGAGUGCUGGCAUUAAAGGCGUGCAACUCCACACCAGGCUUGUUCUUGCUUUGCUUGACAAAAAUACUUGUCAGAAUAUUCAGAACACUUAAAGUUUACAUCCCUGUGACCUUAUAGUCUCUGACAUUCCUUCUGAACUUAACCUCUGCCAUCUCUCUUCUGUGUGCUAGUGAGGUUGAAAGGCACUCUGCUUUUGUUUUUUUUGUAUUAUUUGAAUUUGAAUGUGCCUAAAGAAUUGUAGCAUCUCCUAACCUACGUAUUCAUACUUGAAAAGAGCUCAUUCUUGUUUAACUGCUGAUCUUUUGUAAAACACCUACUAGUCCCAGUGGAUUUCUAUAGUAUCGCACGUGGAGCACUUUAAAAACAAACUUGAAAAUUGUUUCUAGUAUGUUCUAAACUACUAUUACAUUAGGACCACAUACACCUGCCUACAAGCUCAGCCUUAUGAGACUAUAGCGGUUUGGUGAUGGAAACCGUGCAGAGGGAGAAAUAGUGACCCAGAUUAAAUAAAUGCCAUGCGUCCAUCUCAGCCAGAGCAAAAGCUCUCAGGUGGGGUGAUGAUUGUAAAUCCUUGACUCUGUGGAUAGCUUCGUACACUAUAUGAUUGAAUGAUCCCAUUGCAAUAAGCUUGACAACUUCAAAUACUUGGGCUUCUGAAAAAUUAGAAUGGGACACUCUUUAACUUUGUAACUUACCCUAGUGUGGAAGAAGUUCUGGUUGUAUAAACUUUGUGGCAGAAUGAUGUGUGUGCCAAUGUGGAGAACUGUCAUGACCUCUGGCAUGUUUCAAGAGACUCAUAAGGUGUACUGUCCAUUACAUAAUUAUGCAGAAUGAACUCAGGUCACCUUGAAAUUAAGAUUGAGCUUUCUUAACCUUACAGGCUACCUCUCCUGCCACUGGAUAUCUUGGGGAGAAAAUACUUAGAAAACUCAGGCUUCAAAAACUUUAAAAUGCCAAAGAAUUUCAUAUAAAUUGAUAUGUAUUUCAAAACUGAUGUAUGAAAAUUACCUGCCAAAAGGAUGAAAGUUUACUGUUCGCCUCUAAGGGGAUUUAUCAGCUAUUAUCCUUGAACCUGAGAAUUGAGAGCCCUUUAUAUUAUCAGUAUGGAAGUAACCUUGAAACUGAGCUUAAGAUUCUGUGCCUUAGUUUCUCCCCUUGCAAACAAAUUCCUACAAAAGUGGUUUAAGCACUAACCAUAUAUAUAUAUUUGUGUGUGUGUGUAUAAUCUUACCUUAUGAAAACAAUCACUUGUUGAAUUUGGUUCUUGCCUUCUAAACAAAGUUAUUGAAAACAGCUGUGAGGAACAAAUCCUGUCCUGAUUGGAUUUGCCCAUCUUGUAUCUUUGGGGAAAAGUGGAGAGCAUUGAUGUUGCCUGGUGAGGUUUUGUAACAUGAACAUCAGUCAGAAAAGAGUACUUGGGAUGGCAACACUUGGAGUGGGUGUCAGAGCCCACCGAGGCAGUGAACGCAUGCGGCUGUGCUGAAGAGCUUAUCAAAAACUUGUAAAAGCUGCAACCAUUACAAACCUCACUUGCAGUUUUCAGUAUAGCAGCAAAUCAUGUAGCUGCUUGGGAGUGAUGAAGAGGUGCUUUCUUCUCUCUCCUUUGGUACCAGAGCCGGGUGUUCAGUCCAUAGAUGUUUUCUCAUCCUCAUACUUGCUGUGUGGCUGCUCGGCGGGUGGGCAGCUGCUGCGCUGUGUCUUCACUGCCCAGUCCUGGCGGCCUCUUUCAAGCACGCUUCCUCCCCCACCCACCCGUGUGAAAUAUCAUUUUACAAUUUGAAGUAUACUGUUUUUGAGGACGGGAUUUUGUAAGUUGCUUCCCAUCAGAAAUCUUGUUUUUCUAGAUUAAGGUCUGAGUCUGAAGGUAAGCAUUAUUUUGCAGAUAUUUUUUAAGCUUACUGGUAAAAUGUCUUUAAAAUUAAAAUUACGACAAAUGUAACUGGUUGCUGCGAUGCUUAUUUUUCUGUA